This is a messenger RNA of Suillus discolor, 812 nucleotides long. RefSeq lists its product as uncharacterized. The transcript has 4 exons. Lineage: Eukaryota; Fungi; Basidiomycota; Agaricomycetes; Boletales; Suillaceae. The coding region runs from base 157 to 780 and encodes 207 amino acids. The record is from RefSeq and is a predicted model, not a curated record.
GCAAAAACGUCGUCCUGAACAUGCAUCCGUCACACAAGCUAUCGCCGGAUGCUCCAUUGAGAUCGACCGUUAUUUGUUGGAGUCUUUGGUUGUUUCCUACUCUUUAUAAAUUACCAUGAUUCACUUACUACUGCGUUUGGCUAGUGGUCGUUCCAAAUGGAAAGUCACUACGACACCCACCAAGGGUCGGCAAUCCUACGGAGGCAGCAGGAUUCCGUGGGACCCACCGCAACGCAGUUAACCGCGGCUGUCACACUUGGCUGUGUGAAACUGGUAGAUGCGACAGGCUACGAACAUGCGAUAUCAGUGACCUGUUGCACCUCAUUUCAGCAACUCAAUAAGAUGCUCCAGGUUCUGUUCGAAUGCAAGUCGAUUGAAGCUCGAAUUCAGAGACAGUAUAUGGAACAAGGACAAUAUGAUUUGUGCAUUGACGACGACAAGCAAGUGACCCGACUUACAAGCCAUGUGCAUGAAUGGCCAAGAAUUGAAGCAGGCACGACGAUCGUCAUGAGGAUUGUCUUUGAACAGGAUAUAGACACUCAAGUUGAAUACCAAUGUUAUAUGUGCGGCACUGUCAAUCGCAUUGAUGCCAAGCAUUCGCUUCAACGUCAGGCUGGUUUCUCGAUCAAUUGUCGAAUAUGCAAACGACGAUUUCAGAUCUCCCGCGAAUACAGUUCAAAGCCCAAAACACAAUUUUCCAUUGACUACACUGAAGCAGAAACGCACCUCAUUCGCAACUUUCAUGUCCAACAAAUGGAAGUAUGUGUUCUCGUCUUUUGACCUGCUUCCCCGACGCUGAUGGUGCUCUGGCC